This is a messenger RNA of Mobula hypostoma (lesser devil ray), 1008 nucleotides long. It is a transcript of the gene caln1, whose product is annotated as calneuron 1. Gene Ontology annotation, molecular function: calcium ion binding. The record is from RefSeq and is a predicted model, not a curated record. The coding region runs from base 352 to 1008 and encodes 218 amino acids. The transcript has 6 exons. Lineage: Eukaryota; Metazoa; Chordata; Chondrichthyes; Myliobatiformes; Myliobatidae. Gene Ontology annotation, cellular component: trans-Golgi network membrane.
UUUGGUUAUGGCUGUGCGGGAAAAAUCCAAGGCAUCCGCUUGAUAAAUGGGAGUUUUAAGCGAAUGGAACUCCUCCGCCGGCACUGGGUCCCGACUGGAAAUGGGGAAGUGAAGCCAGUGGCGAGUUGGUCAAUCCCUGACUCUGAGCUCCCCCAACCCGCCGCCCAGGAGGGGGGUCGGCACCCGCCCCAACCGCUUGGACUCUCUCCAUCUGGGGCGCUGGUCCUAGUGCUUGCCGAUUGCCCCCUCCUCGUCCAGCUCUCCGGAGAGAAGACCGCUCGAUCCAGUGGAAGGUGAAAGGCGUCCUUCUCCGGAUUACAAGUAAAUCACCGCCACACCAGAGGGGUGAAGAUGCCUUUCCACCCUGUCCAUACCGGCCUCUUGUAUAAAGGGAAUUACCUGAGCGGAUCUCUGUCCGACGGCAGCGAGAGCGAACAGUUGGCCAACAUUUCAGAGGAGGAACUGGAUGAAAUAAGAGAAGCUUUUCGAGUUUUGGAUCGCGACGGCAAUGGGUUCAUUUCAAAGCAAGAGCUGGGCAUGGCCAUGAGAUCCCUGGGCUAUAUGCCCAGUGAGGUGGAACUUGCAAUCAUCAUGCAGAGGCUGGAUAUGGAUGGUGAUGGACAAGUGGAUUUUGAUGAAUUUAUGACAAUACUCGGCCCUAAACUUUUGUCAUCUGAAGCACGAGAAGGGUUUCAUGGCAGCACAAUAGACUCGAUAUUUUGGCAGUUUGAUAUGCAGAGGAUUACACUGGAAGAAUUGAAGCACAUAUUAUUUCAUGCAUUUCGGGACCAUUUGACAAUGAAAGACAUUGAAAACAUCAUCAUUACAGAGGAGGAGAGCCUGAAUGAAAGUUCGAGUAAUUGUCAUACUGAAUUUGAAGUGCAUUCGCAAAAGAAGAAUAGACAGACGUGUGUGAGGAAGAGCCUGAUCUGUGCGUUUGGAGUGGCUUUCAUCAUAAGCGUCAUGUUGAUUGCAGCCAAUCAGAUACUCAGGAAUGGCAUGGAGUAA